Messenger RNA from Ficedula albicollis (Collared flycatcher), 1488 nucleotides. Its product is annotated as G2/mitotic-specific cyclin-B3-like. Gene Ontology annotation, cellular component: cytoplasm; nucleus; centrosome. Gene Ontology annotation, molecular function: cyclin-dependent protein serine/threonine kinase regulator activity. The coding region runs from base 27 to 1259 and encodes 410 amino acids. The transcript has 11 exons. The record is from RefSeq and is a predicted model, not a curated record. NCBI's taxonomy places the organism in Eukaryota, Metazoa, Chordata, Aves, Passeriformes, Muscicapidae. Gene Ontology annotation, biological process: regulation of cyclin-dependent protein serine/threonine kinase activity; mitotic cell cycle phase transition.
CUUGCUCACAGAGACCAAGGGAGAGGAUGCUGCUGCCACGCACCGCCAAGAUGCUGACCACCAAGCAGCCCCGAGCGGGCAAGGUGGGCCCUGCUACAGAGAAUGUCGACCCUGAGAAGGAGGAGAGCUGUCAUGCCAAGAGAUCUUCGUCGUCCCCCCAGGGUGGGCCCAAGAAGAGAUCAGCGUUUGGAGACAUCACCAAUGCUCGCAAGAACCAGGUGGUGGCAGGGAAGAAGGAGGCUGCGAAAGCUGCUCCUCCCAAGGCACAGAAGGCACAUAAUGCCUUGGGGGUGGCCAAGAACAAUGAGAUCAACCUAAAAAAGCCAACCAAGAAAACUCCCCCAACAGAGCCCAAAGUGAAUCCUGGGCCAGAGAAGCCGGUGUCUGUGCAGGAACCAAAGCCCCCUGAGGAGAGGCAGGUGCCAGCAGUGGAGGACAUCGACAAAGAGCAGCUGGGUGACCCCUACGCCAACGCAGAGUAUGCCAAGGAGAUCUUUGAAUACAUGCGGGAAAGAGAGGAAAAAUUCUUGCUUCCUGACUACAUGGAGAAGCAGACAGACAUCAGUGGGGACAUGCGUGCCAUCCUUGUGGACUGGAUGGUGGAGGUGCAGGAGAACUUUGAGCUGAACCAUGAGACGUUGUACCUGGCCGUGAAGCUGGUGGACCACUACCUGGUGGAGGUGGUGAGCGCGAGGGAGAAGCUGCAGCUCAUCGGCUCCACUGCCAUCCUCAUUGCCUCCAAAUUUGAGGAGCGGUGCCCACCAUGUGUGGAUGACUUCCUCUAUAUCUGUGAUGAUGCCUACAAGCGGGAGGAGCUGAUUGCCAUGGAGAUGAGCAUCCUCAGCACCCUCAAGUUCGACAUCAACAUCCCCAUCCCCUACCGCUUCCUGCGGCGCUUUGCCAAGUGUGCCCGUGCCAGCAUGGAGACGCUGACGCUGGCCCGGUUCCUCUGCGAGAUGACCCUGCAGGAGUACGACUACGCCCGCGAGAGCCCCUCCAAGCUGGCUGCCAGCUGCCUGCUGCUGGCACUCACCAUGAAGAACCUUGGGGGCUGGACCCCCACACUGCAGUACUACAGUGGGUACAAUGCCCAGGAGCUGCACCCCCUGGUGAAGAGGCUGAAUUUCCUGCUCACGUACCAGCCCUGCGACAAGCUGAACGCUGUGCGCAGCAAGUACUCGCACAGGGUCUUCUUUGAGGUUGCCAAAGUCACCCCCAUGGACAUGCUCAAGCUCGAGGAGACACUCACUAGCUCCUAGCCCUACUCUGUGAAUAAGCCUGUAAAUAAUGGGGUACCCUCAAGCAGGGUGGUACCGUGUACAUAAGUAAUUUUAACUGAGGAAAAGGUGGGGAGGGGAUGAAAAAAAAGUCAUGUGUAACUGUUAAUAAAAUAUCUUUGUUGUACAUUCUGGCACUGGAGACUGAGCCCAGUGCUGUACGUCCCCUUGUUGUGAUGAGACAGGGCGAGAGCAAGCUGAUGGAUGCAGA